AUGGCUCAUACACGACUUAAGCUGGAGACAUCCGAGGAAGGUUCCAACAAAUCCUGGAUACCAAAGGGCCUGCGGCCGGAACUACAAGAAUGGUCUGCCCUAUCACUUUGCCAAGUCAAGAGACAGAUCAGUGUCGUUAACGGGACACUCCGUUCAUCCGCCACCACAUCCUCUUAUUUAACAGGGCCCAAGUUCUCCAUGCUAAAAGACCCAACGGGGGUGAACGUCACCGCAGACUGUUAUGCUCCAGAGAACGUUGAUCUGACAGGUGAGGCAUUAGACGGAGUACUUGCGCCACCUGUGAUGUCGGCUGGUCUCGAUCACCAAUCGUAUUACCGCGCGGACCCUUCAACAGGGGCUUUCUGCUUGUUCAACGGAACAGACAUUGAAAGAUACCAAAUAUACAAUAGACUGGCUCGCGUUUUACGGUACAGCAUCCACCGCAACGCCACAGGACAUCCGAUUGUCGACGGACUCGUUGAUGGGAGGUGGGAACGACAGCCUAUUCACGGCAUGGCGGGCGGAACCAGCUUUGGCCCCGAGUUCUCGGAUGUCCCGGUUCGAAUUAGCAACCGGACACUCGGCUACGUGAUGUCUUCGGUCGGUGCGUCGCUCAACAAUCUUACCCUGGCAACAACCACCGAAAGAGCGACAGGCAGCUACGUAGUCCGCGAGCGCAUUCUGGUGGCACGCUGGCAGUGGCUGACGGCGCUAUUCGCGAUCGAGUUUCUCGGAAUAGGCUAUUUCUUCUUUAUUGUCUUCCGACCCCGCGACACGGCCGGGGUAUGGAAGGACUCCAUCUUCGCUGUUCUGUAUCACGGCCUGGACGACGAGUCGAAGGAGACCCACGACGGGAGGUUUGUGAGAGAUCUCAGGGGCAUGAAAGAGGCGGCUAAAGCCAUGGACGUGCGGCUGAACUACAUCAGGGACAAUAGCCGGAUUGCCUUAGUUCACGAGCCGACUACGAUCGAUACGGAACAGUAUAGUGCCGGAUCAUGGGUCAAGAACGGGUACAACCCGGCUGUAUAG
Sordaria macrospora k-hell is the source of this 1029-nucleotide messenger RNA. RefSeq lists its product as uncharacterized. The record is from RefSeq and is a predicted model, not a curated record. NCBI's taxonomy places the organism in Eukaryota, Fungi, Ascomycota, Sordariomycetes, Sordariales, Sordariaceae.